UCAGAUGGCUUUGAAGUUGUUACAUCAGAAGGAUCAGGUGCAGAGCAAUCACCUGCAUCCUCUCAAGGAAAAGCGGUCGGAGAGGCUGGGGACCCAGCAGAGAAGCCUCUGCUUCCGGAACCUGCAGGUACUGCACAGUCAGAGGAGGGCUGGGACCAGCAGUCUCCUUCUCAAAAUUCAGUACUACCAGAGAGUACAGCAAAUGGGACAGAGAUGGGUAAAGAAAUUGUUAAAAUGUUGGGUAUUAAUGGUUUAGAGAGAUAUAUUUUUCUUCAACUUGGUUAUAGCUUCUCGCACCCCCACACACCCUCAUUCUGUUUAUGCUUGCUGAGAUUUGGUCCUGCAGUAACCUUUUAAGUUUUCAUAUGAGACAUGCUCCACAGGUAAGGAAUGUAUUCUUUAUCUCAAACUGUAGUAGUAAUUUCUAGAUGGCAUUUUAUAGAAUGAUCCUUAUUUCCAGAAAUGUGUAUGCGUAGGUAUACAUAUUUUGUAUGUGCAUUUAAAUUAGCAGUUUCGCCAUCAUUACAGAAAUCACCUUACUAUUUUACCUUUCUUAGAUUCCUCUGUAACUUGCCUGCCACCCUUCUUUAUCCUUGUCUUUCUCCUGCAGUCUCCCAAAUGCUCCAUCAUUUCCUACGCCUGUUCUUCAUUGUUCUGGGUGUCUUCAGUCACUUCCUCUUCCCAACACAGGACCCCAUUUUCUUGGUUCUUCAGAGCAGAACAGAGCAUAUCCUGUUCAGCACCUGAGCACAGUGAAUAACAAUUCCUACAAGCAUGAUUGAGGAUAAUGAAACACCUAGCAAGACUGGGCCUAAUUUUGAUGAAAUUGUCCAGUCUGAAAAUCAGGAACGUUUCUCUGGAGAAGUCAUUCCACAGGAUUACCACAUGCCUGAUGUCAUAACUGUCAGAGUGCAAACAGGUACAAAUUCAUUUCAAGAAGUAGUUGUAAAAGUUGAAAGACCUACCUAUAAUAAACCUUUUCUGGGUGGAUUUAGGAACGUGUCAACAGGAGUGGAAUUUCAUAAUGCAGGAUCACAAACAAAACCCAAAAAACGACCUGACAAAGGAAUUCAGUUAUUUUGUAGGGAAACACAGACGGCCGUGGAAAAAAAUACGCGACAACAAACAAGAAAUACAACAUCGACACAGAUGACUAAAAUUGGCCUUUAUGUGUCAAACACGACAGACAAACUAAUAACUCCUGGAAAGUAUUUUACAGCAGAGGAAUACCAUAAACGUAGACUUGAAGCAGUAAUAGUAUUACAGAAAUAUUUCCGUCGUUGGCAUGCUGUAAAUUUAUUACAAAAUCUGAAGGCACAAAAGAGGUUAAGGCUGGCACAGGAGGCACAAGAAGAAUUACAGAAAAAAUGGGAGAAAGAAGAAAAAUUGAGGAGGGAGUAUGAGAAAAAACUGAACCCUAAAACAAAAGAAGACUUUGAGCUACUGUAUCAUGACUUGGAAUUAUGGAUGCAGGAGGAGACUGAGCGAAUUAACAGAACUCUUACUGGAGCUAAAAGAAAGGCAGCACUUUGUGCACUGCUGGAAGAGGAGACAGAGCUCAUUGCUUGCAUUGGGAUGCACAAACUAAAUGCCAAUAUAGAGAAUCAACAAAAAGCAAUACUGCACUUUCUGAGUCAGUGUGCACAACCUAGGAGGUGGAAAGCAUUUGAUGGAAAAAUCACUGAAAUGGAUACACAGAACUCGCUCCGUGGCAAAGAACUACUUGAAAUCUACCACAGCAUUAACACAAAGGACAUCCCAAAAGAUGAGAGAACAUCUGUGCUGUUAACACUCAAAUGGACAGUGAAGGAACAUGAAUGUAAAUUAACACAGGAAUUAGUGGCAUUAAUUGACAGAGAAAUUGAUCUUAUGUCAAGAGAUGUGAAAGAAAGCAACUUGGAAGGACUGAGGAAAAGAAUUUGUACAUUAUUUCUCCAGUAUAUCAAAACUCCAGAGUUUAACCCUCAAGUUGCUGGGUUACUUAAGGUUCCACAAGAUCCCUUAAAGCUUUAUAAAAAUGUUUACUUCUGUCACAGCUGCGAAAAGUACUUAGCACCUACUGAGUUUCCCAUUCCUGCAAGUUCCCACACCAUUGGCAGAUGUCGCUCGUGUUACCAGCUUGAUAAUGAGGCUCGGAAACGAGAAGCAUAUUUCAAGUACAGACUUAUACUAGAAAAUCUCAGGAAGUCUGAAGUUGAUUAUCAGGAUGAUAGUAAAAUUGUUUUCUUAGUUCAGCUUCCAGAUAUGCAGUACCUGAUUGAGCACAUAUGGAACUGCCAGUCAGCUCUCAGUGCCUGCAGCAACCUGUAUGAUUUGGUUAUGGUCAGGUGGGAUAAGCAACAAGAGUGGUCUCCAUGGAACACUAUUCUCCUCACUAAAGAAGAGGCAGAUGCACAUCUUAAGCUGUGUAACCUUCAGAAGACUUAUGAAGCUCCAUUUAUUUACAGAAUAGAACAAAAGCAUAUCCGGGCAAAAAACUACUUUUCUCGGAUUCCUGCGAUGUCAUCAUUUUUGCAUAGAAAUAACAAUGAGUCUAAUGCAAAUUCCGACAAAAAACAUAGUUCUGUGAAGUUAAAGAAGUGAACUAAAUUCUUAGGUUUUAAAGAAAUACACUUUUGCAUCAAUACGCUAAUUGUAUUACACAGAUCAAAAUAAACUUCUGAGGAUAAAAUAAUUUUAUCUUAAUCAGUUAAUUUAACUGCAUUUCAGGUUUUGUAACCUCAUUCAAAAAAAAUAAAAUGUUGUUAAAGAGCUUUGUAAAUUCUCAGUUUUCAGAGCUAUGAUUUUUUUUUUGUGUAUUCCUGCAUUGCUUGGAACAUUCUGUCUGUAGUGUAAUAUUCCUGUUGGGCAAAUCCUGUUAAUUCUUUGUCACCCUUUAAUUAGAAAAUUAAUAAUAUAGCACUGUAUUAAAUUUAUUUUUCUUGUCUUAAGCACAUAAGGCAGAAACCCCCUCAAUCCCUGGAUUCUUACAGAAGAACAGAAUAUAUAUAGCUUUUCAGAUAAAGCCACUUUGCCCUGCAAACAUUUGUGCAAAAGAACAACUUUACAUUUUGUAGCUCAUCUAGAUGGCCAUAGUGGAACUGCCAGUAUGUAAUUAUUGUAUCCAAGAUGUUGAAAUUAUUGUAAUUAUUAUAAUUUGAGUAUUAUAAUUUAAAUAUCAUAAUUUAAAAUACACAUUUCAUACUGUUUGAAAUAUGUUUACUUUUGAGUUUGUAUUAUUUGAAGGAGUUUAUAUUAUUUGAAGAAGUAAAUUUUCCCCAUAAUUAAAAAAGUUUAUGUUUGAUCAUAGUUACAGAGAAAAACAUAUGGUGUAAAUUCAAAAAUCCAACAGAAAGUUGCAAGGUUCUUCUUGAAAUCUCUAUUAUAAGAUGUGGUUUUGACCCAGCCUUUUGCUCUAACAGAUGAAACUACCUAGGAAAAAGCAGUAGCAUUUAAAAAGAGAAAUGAGCACAUACUUGGCAGCAAACAGCUGAAAACUGAAUUGACUCCCUCAACAGAACAUGAACUGUAGAAUCGGUUUCUGGCUGACAAGUGCAUUUUAACAUCAUUGGAACAUUUCCACUGAUUUUACCAUUAAAUUCAGAAUUUUAGUUUAAUUAAGUUCUGGAUUGUAGUUCAGUACUGAACUAAUUGUAGAAUUGCAGCACACGAGCAUUCCAGCUGGCUUAUGUGCUUUCUGACAUCUGAGCCUUAAGAUAGGAAUGGCUGCUAAGUCUGAAUUUCCCCCAGAGUGAUAAAAGGAGUUUUGAAGUAAAUUAUGGGUUGAAUGGCAAUGAGUCACAUAGAUAGGAAUCUGCCUCUUUAUACAAUUUUUUCCUUCCUUCUUAAGCAUGUUUUAAAAUUAUAAUUUACAACUCCAGAAGGAUGAUUUAAAAAAAAAAAAGGUAAGAAAAUAGUUCAAACAAAUGUGAAAAGCCAGUAGUCCAUUGAUUUCAAUGCGCUGUGGUGUUGGAGGUUUCUGGAAUCCCAGAAUCCUUUAGGUUGCAAGAACCUUUAAGAUCAAGUCCAACUGUUGACACUGCCAACUCCACCACUAAACUCUGUCUCUAAGUUCUGUGUCUGCAUGGCUUUUAAAUACCUCCAGGUGUGGCGACUCCACCACUCCCCUGGGCAGCUUCUUCCAAAGCUUGACUACCCUUUCAGUGAAGAAUUUUUUCCUAUUAUCCAACAAAAAUCUCUUCUGGUGCAACUUGAGGCCAUCUUCUCUUGUCUCUAGACUCUUCACUAGCUUCACUGUCCUUCUGUGGACUGCUCCAGCACACCAACCUCUUUCAUCAUCCUUAGGCAGCAGAUCCCCCCAUCCAGGUCAUUGGUAAAGACAUGAAUCAGGACUGGUGCCAGUACUGAGCCCUGGGAACACCACUGGUGGCUGUGUGCCAGAUCGAUGUGAACUCCAUUCACCACCACCGUCAGCUCUUUCCUGGCAGUGCCAUUUAGUCACACCGUGAAAACUUUUGUAUAAAUAAUUAAAAAUUUGUGCUGGAAGUACAAUGAGUUGGAUGCUUGACUAAUAUUUGGAACAUGCUUUUCCACAAAAUAAGCAUCUUCUAACUAAUGUAGUCUUUCAAAUCUGUGUCCAAAAAACCACUAUUUUUAGGAGUGAAGAAGAAAGGAGAAAAUAUAUGCAGAUAUAUUUGUGAGCUAAAUUUACUUAGUGAAGCAAAUUAAAAUCCCACUCAAUAGGCUCUUCUUGUUCCUUUUUUCAAAGCUUUUUUUCACUUCAGUUGUUCCCAAACUGUGGUUUGUGGAGAUAUAUUAAAAAGGAAAAGUCAGUUUGUUUUCAGUUAAAAGUUUGUUCAUAAGUGAUAUGGUAAUCUGAGAGAAAACAAUCUGGUUAUGUUUCAAGAAGUUUUAAGACUGUUUCUGUAAGGCAGAAUACAGAGCAUUCCCACCAACUGUGCAUCUCGGUGUGCGUGUUGGAAGCACCCAGCAGUGAAGAGAAGGCAAAGCUCAGGAUGUGACGACGGGACCGACGGCGAUCGGAGCACUGCGGAACCCGGCCGGAGUCCUGUGGUUCGAGUUGCCACAGCCGUGGGGAGGAGCAGGAAGUGAGCGUAGAAACCAUGUGGCUGUGUUCCGCUGGUUGCCCAGAAAUGUUUUGUACAAACCAAGUGCACCUCCUACCAGCAAAUAUUCCAGACAAUGCAGCUACGCAGAGUGGAAGGUUUGAUCACAGUCCCACUGAUAGCACUUUGCACAAUAGUCGUUAAUAAGGUAUAAAAUGUACCUCAAUUUUGUACCUCAGUGGGGGAUGAGAAUUUGACACAAAAUUUUAAGGGACAGAUUGACAGGCUUGUCUUUCUCAUCCUCCACAAAAAGGAUGCCUUUUGGUGAGUCUUGGGUUGUCAGUUAUGCUUAGUAUUGACACAGGAAAUUAAACAAUAUUAUUGCAGUCUUAUUGUUAAUGCAGUAUAUUCUGCAGCAGCUGCUUUUGUCACCAGCAAUCCCAAAGAAGCUACA
Messenger RNA from Pyrgilauda ruficollis (rufous-necked snowfinch), 5460 nucleotides. It is a transcript of the gene IQUB, whose product is annotated as IQ motif and ubiquitin domain containing. Gene Ontology annotation, biological process: cilium assembly. Gene Ontology annotation, cellular component: motile cilium; acrosomal vesicle. Lineage: Eukaryota; Metazoa; Chordata; Aves; Passeriformes; Passeridae. Bases 775 to 2583 code for a protein of 602 amino acids. The record is from RefSeq and is a predicted model, not a curated record. The transcript has 11 exons.